Molecule: messenger RNA, 1386 nt
Organism: Rhipicephalus sanguineus (brown dog tick)
Lineage: Eukaryota; Metazoa; Arthropoda; Arachnida; Ixodida; Ixodidae
Product: clusterin-associated protein 1
Exons: 11
Coding region: 143-1327 (394 amino acids)
Biological process (GO): cilium assembly
Cellular component (GO): cilium; centrosome; intraciliary transport particle B
Source: RefSeq, a predicted model, not a curated record
GACGGCACGCAAACAGAGCGCGUAGAUUGCGGGAAAGCGAUCUUUGCAGGCGCCGCUUACUUCAACAGCAUCGAAAAAUUAGGCAGUGGAACUAAGUCGCCUGGUGGAACGUGGUUUCAAGUACACCGUGCACAGAUAAACGAUGUCUUACCGAGAGCUCAGAAAUUUCACUGAAAUGACCAGGGCGCUUGGUUACCCGAGGCUGAUCUCCCUGGAGAACUUUAGGACGCCCAACUUUCCGCUCGUGGCGGAAAUUCUGCGAUGGCUCAUAAGCAGGUACGAUCCUGACAUCGAAGUACCGCCCGACAUUGACACGGAGCAAGACCGGGUGUUGUUCAUCAAAUCUAUCGCUCAUACGAUGGCCACUAAAGCACACCUGAAACUGAACACCCGCAAGUUGUACAUGGCAGAUGGAUAUGCCGUGAAGGAGCUUCUCAAGAUAACCGCGCUGCUGUAUGAUGCCAUGCGAGCCAAGGCGGGAGACGAAGAUUCGAGCGGCGCUGAUCGGACGGUUUCCAUGCCUUACCAAAACUACGACGCCACAUCCAAGUUUUCCGACCUGAAGAUGACGCGUCAGCUGGCCUCUGAAAUAACUCAGCAAGGUGCUGUGCUCUAUGACCGACUGGCUAAGGAAGCGGAACUCAAGGAAAUCCGGACUGCCACUCUGUCUAAACAGCUGGAAAUAACAGACAUUGAGAAGUGCCUCCAAGAUGCCAUCAAGGCUGUAGUUGAGCAAACAAGUGAGCUGCAACGUCGCAUCGAGUCUGUGGCAUCCGAUGAAGCCAAUCUCGAGGCCAAAAUCGAAAAGAAGAAAGCCGAACUAGAGCGAAACCAGAAGAGGCUCGCAACCCUCCGAGCAGUCAGGCCCGCAUUCAUGGACGAGUACGAGAGGAUCGAGGAGGAACUGUCUCAGGUGUAUGCGACAUACGUGGUCAAGAUACGAUGCCUGGCCUACCUGGAGGAACAGCUCGAGGAGCUCGAGAAAGCGCAGAAGAUCGAGUUUGCCGUACGUGAACAGAGGAUGAAAACUGCGGCACGCCCGAGUGACCAAGAUUUGGCCGAAAAGCAAGAGUUUGGCGAGGCUCUGGGACUGGGUGCCGCAGAUUCCGAAAGCCGGGCUGCGGCAGGAAGACUGUUGUUUGGAUCCAUGGCAGGUGGUGACAAGAUCCUCGACUCUGACUCUGACCUCGACCUUGAAGGCGAGGACGAGGGGUCGGACGGCUCUUCAGACGACGACCUCGAGCUCGACCUUGAAGCCAUGGGUGGGAUAAAGCCUCCCAACAGGCGUUCCCAGUCACAGUUCAUCGACAGUGACAACGACUUCUGAAGCGCUCGUGAUUCGAGCGACGAUAGAUAUCAGCGAGAUUAAUGCUGCUACACACUAAG